CGAAUUGAAGAUGACCAAGGGAACUUCCAGCUUCGGAAAGCGUCACAAUAAGACGCACACCCUCUGCCGACGAUGUGGACGUCGCUCUCUCCACGUCCAGAAGCACACUUGCUCUGCCUGCGGAUACCCGUCUGCUAAGACCCGGAAGUACAACUGGAGCGAAAAGGCGAAGCGCCGAAAGACCACCGGCACCGGCCGCAUGCGAUACCUCAAAGAUGUCUCCCGCAGAUUUAAGAACGACUUCCAAACCGGUGCACCCAAGGGCGCGAGAGGUCCGGCGCUAAAAUAGAGGGGACGGGGAAGGCAAUAGGGAAUAAAGUUGGCAGUGAUUGCGACAGCACGGCGGGGAAAUGGUGUUUGUGACAUUCGGACUGGCUCAUCAUGGACUGGUAUCAUCUUCUGAGUUUCACGGAACGGUUGUACUAGCAGUUACGACUAAAAAAAUGGCAUCGUGAUUUGACAAGCUCGACGAUUUUCCAGGUUGGCGCGAGGUGCGCAGUA
Molecule: messenger RNA, 501 nt
Organism: Durotheca rogersii
Lineage: Eukaryota; Fungi; Ascomycota; Sordariomycetes; Xylariales; Xylariaceae
Product: ribosomal protein L37e
Exons: 5
Coding region: 11-289 (92 amino acids)
Biological process (GO): translation
Cellular component (GO): cytosolic large ribosomal subunit; ribosome
Molecular function (GO): RNA binding; structural constituent of ribosome
Source: RefSeq, a predicted model, not a curated record